AUGGCCUCGAGUGAGAACACCACUCCUGAGCAAGACAAGGCCGCCGCGACCGUCGACAAAUACAGUGCUCCAGAGCCAACGCAACGCGCAACGGCGACUACAACUCAGCAACAGGUCAGAACGAGGCGCCGCAAAGGCUCCCUUAGAAAGGUUGCGCUUCUGGGGAGAGGGGCACAGCGCGAUAGGAGGGAUGCCAGCCCAUUGACCAUCGAGGUCCCCGAUCGCGCGCAGACAGACUUCCAUUCGACUCAAUCGACACCCAAAGUCGCAGUUAGAGACGACCCGUAUGGCGUAGAUAUAUCCGACCUCACUCCCCGACCUUCAAUGGACGGUUUUGCCAGCCGCACGAGCCUCACAAAUUCCUCGGUCUCGUCCACCAACAGCGGGGACGUCCGAGACCGGGAAGCCUCAACCUUGUAUAAUUCAACAACAGAUGAAGAGGACCUGCCACAGCUUCCCCUUGCCUCAUCUUCCCUGCGUUCGGGGCUGCCUUUGCCACCAGCUCCAAGCUCUUAUUUUGGCGACAUAAGCCCAAUACAGCAGCGUCGACCGUCAUUUCACCAAGCCAAGUCACCUCUUUCUUAUUCAGGCCUUGCCUCCACGCCUCUCCAGCCUCCGGAUUCCGACUGGGACUACUCGGAGACUGAGUGGUGGGGGUGGCUAGUAUUGUCCGUGACCUGGUUUGUCUUUGUCAUUGGAAUGGGGUCAUGCUUCGGGAUCUGGAGUUGGGCAUGGGACGUUGGCACAACCCCAUAUGCCCCUCCAGAACUCGAGGACGACGAAACACUACCCAUUGUGGGAUAUUACCCAGCGUUGAUUAUCCUGACCGGCGUCAUGGCUUGGGUCUGGGUCGUGGUGGCCUGGGUUGGCAUGAAAUAUUUCCGCCAUGCCAAGAUCAGUGGCGACUGA
Molecule: messenger RNA, 909 nt
Organism: Clonostachys rhizophaga
Lineage: Eukaryota; Fungi; Ascomycota; Sordariomycetes; Hypocreales; Bionectriaceae
Source: the annotation of a GenBank genome assembly